GUCCGGUCGAAGGAGGCUAAGCAAUGGCCGACGGCUGUUACACAGAAACGGUAAAUAAGGAAAACUGAAACCUAGUUGUGUAUUUAACGUUGUCUGAACGGUGAGGUAAAGUCUCAUCCGUUCAUCACGAUGGAAGACUCGGCUUCUCGCCAUGAAGGUGUUGUAUCUGGCUCCUCACGCCCAAGUCGGGCCAGCGGAACUGCUGAGGAAGAAGCGGACCCUGGAUGGGUGAACAAGCUGACUGAAGAAGCUUACCAACUUGUGAAGGAUACCCGAUUCCCAGGAGUCAGAGGCAAAAGGAAACGAGUGAAGUUGCUGGAAAGACAACCAACUGCACGGGACAGGCCAAGGGAACCAGGUGAACAAGUGUCUACACCUGACUAUUGUGAAACAGUGGAUAUUUCCUGCUUAGACAAAACUGAAACUACGACAGAAAGGGAGCAAAGAGAUGAUCCAUCUUGGACAUUAGGAAAUCUGGGUGCACAAAUGUCUACCCCUUACUACUCUGAAACAAUGGAUAUUUCCUGCCUUGACCAAACUGCAGGUAUUCCAGAAAGGGAGCAAAGAGAUGAUCCAUCUUGGACAUUGGGAAAUCAGGGUGCACAAAUGUCUACCCCUGACUAUUGUGAUACAGUGGAUUUUUCCUGCUUUGACCAAACUGCAGGUAUUCCAGAAAGGGAGCAAACAGAUGACCCAUUUUGGACAUUAGGAAAUCUAGACAUGCAAUUGUGGCCAGAUGACUAUUGGGAAACAGUGGUACUUACCUGCUAUGACCAAGCUGAAUGUUUAACAGCAAGUGAACCAAGAGAUGAUGCAUCUUGGGCAUUAGAAAAUCAAGGUGAACAAGUGUCUACCCCUCACUAUUGGGAUACAGUGGGUAUUUCCUGCUUAGACCAAACUGAAGAUAUGCCAGAAAGGGAGCAAAGAGAUGAUCCAUCUUGGACAUUGGGAAAUCAGGGUACACAGUUGUAUCCAGAUGACUAUUGUGAAAGAGCGGAACUUUCCAGUUUUGUGCAAACUGAAGGUGCACAAGCGUCUCCAGAUGACUAUUUUGAAAUAAUAGACAUGUUUGGCUUUGAGCAGAGUGAAAGUAUGACAGAAGGAGCACAAGUGUCUCCAGGUGUCUACUGUAAAACAAUGGAUCUUUCCAGUUUUGACCAAACUGAAGGAGUGACAGAAAAGAAGCAAGGAGAUUUUCCAUCUUGGACAUUAGGAAUUCAGGGUGCCCAAGUGUCUACACAUGACCAUUGUGAAAGAGUGGGUCUUUCCUGCUUUGACCAAACUGAAGAGAUCACAGAAAGGGAGCAAAGAGGUGCACAAGUGUCUCCAGAUGUCCACUGUGAAACAGUGGAACUUUCCAGUUUUGAGCAAACUGAAGGUGUGUCAGGACGUGAGCAAAGAUAUGAUCCUUCUAGGACAUCAAAAUAUCCAGGUACAUACAAGGCUCCAGAUGACUAUUGUCAAACAAUGAGACUGUCCAGUUUUGAGCAGACUAAAGGUAUUACAACAAGUGAGCAAGGAGAUGAUCCUUUUUGGACAUCAGCAAAUCAGGGUACACAAGUGUCUCCAUCUGACUAUUGUGAAACAGUGGAAAUUUCCUGCUUUGAUGAAACUGAAGGAACACCAGUGUCUCCACCUGACUAUUGUGAAGUAGUGGAAGUUUCCUGCUUUGAUGAAACUGAAAGCGAUGAUCCAUCUUGGACAUUCGGCAAUGAGGAUGCACAAGUGUUUAUACCUGACUAUUGUGAAACAGUGGAAGUUUCCCUCUUUGAUGAAACUGAAGGUAUGAGAGAAAGUGAGCAAAGAGAUGAUCCAUUUUGGACAUUAGGAGAUCAAGCACAAGAAAGUACAACUGAAGCACUAAUAGAAGACUCAUCUACCAAAACACGAAGAUCCAGAAGUAGGAGACGAAGAAAUCGCAGAGCUAGAAGAAGAGAUGAAAAUUCUUUACAUCCAUAUGUAAGAAGUGAAUGUUUAAUGAGAUUUCAUGACAGUACGUCACCUAUGACUUUUGAGCAGGUGUCAAUAAAUGCCUCUAGAAAUGAACCACGUAAGACAUUCAGACACCAGAUACCUAGACCUGUGUUACAAAAUAGAGAGAGGUCUGCAACUUAUGUACCAUCCAAUCAGUUUUCAGGACAAUAUUCUACACACACAGCCAGAAACAGGAAACCUACACAACCGAGAACAAGGCAUACGUUAUUAGCUCCUGAUCUUCAGAUCAACAGCUUUCCUGGAGAAGAUUCUCCAAGUGAUAUAAGUCCAUUCAGACCCAAGAAAGCAUACAAUAGUGACAAUGUAGAAAAUGUUCUAGACGAGGCCAGAAAUAUAUUUUCACGUGCUGAAGAGGCAGGUAUAAGAAGUAAUGUUGGUACCCUCAGAAGACCUGCUUUCAGAAGUUCAAAUACUGGUUUAAUUGAUACAAGGUCUGUUGCAACUCAGAGAGGAACUUUAGGGCGGAGAAUGACAGGAUCUGGUAGAUGCAGUAAUCUGAUGAACACUGAUAGGGAUGUACAGCGUAGGGGCUUACCCCCAACUCAAAACACGUGCAUGGCAGAGUCACAGCGUAGAAGAAACAGUUCUAAUUUCCGUCGCAGGGUUGAACCUCAUCGUGGUGCAACAACCACUUGCAAUCCAAGCUCCCGCUGCACUCCAGGUCCUAGUAGUCACCCUAUGUUCAGUGCCAGGUCUCACAAUGAAAAUCCAGAAGUUGCCUCAGAGACGUUUGAAGGCAUUAAUGAGAGACGAGCACCAGUAGGCUCACGAUCACAGCCCAGACAAGGACGUCAACAUGCACGUUGGCUAACUAAAUGAACCUAACUAAAAUGUACCCCAGCUCCCCUUAGGUGAGCUAGUCCUUAUUGGUGAAAGUAUUUUUCACCCACCUAGAAGAUUUACAAAGCAACAGACUGACAACUUGCCAGUAAGAACAUUUAGAAAAACUGAUGCUCUUAAGUACUGUGCUGUUUAUAUUACACAAUACGAAAAAGGCCAUAAGAUUCGCAUACUAACUUGUUCCCAUGAAUAUUACAGUCACUGCCUUGCUCCUUGGCUAUCGGACAAUUCUACCUGUCCUAUUUGUCACAGUGACAUAAUACAUUAUAAGAACAGAGAAAAUUCUUAAGUUGAGAACCCUCAGCAAUGUCAAAUUACACUGAUGAACAAAUAAUAGUCACUUGCUUUCAGUUUACUUUUUUUAAAAAAGAAGAGAAUAGUUUAAAAAAAGUAGCUAAAUACCAAACUCACAGUCAAAAACAAAAUGAGGCAGAAAUAUUAACAAUGAUACAGGAUUUCAAGACAAAAUGGUAGGAAUUAACAGUGGUUGUUGUUUUACAUAUUGUUAUCUUCAAUGAAGUUGCUCAGUUAGCAGAUGUAAGGAUACCAGAUUGAGCAAACCAUUAAGGAGAAUAAAAAAUAAUAAUUAAAAAA
Messenger RNA from Chinchilla lanigera (long-tailed chinchilla), 3429 nucleotides. RefSeq lists its product as uncharacterized. The transcript is spliced from 16 exons. The record is from RefSeq and is a predicted model, not a curated record. The coding region runs from base 130 to 2814 and encodes 894 amino acids. NCBI's taxonomy places the organism in Eukaryota, Metazoa, Chordata, Mammalia, Rodentia, Chinchillidae.